Cuculus canorus (common cuckoo) is the source of this 8364-nucleotide messenger RNA. It is a transcript of the gene PJVK, whose product is annotated as pejvakin. The record is from RefSeq and is a predicted model, not a curated record. The coding region runs from base 6644 to 7717 and encodes 357 amino acids. Lineage: Eukaryota; Metazoa; Chordata; Aves; Cuculiformes; Cuculidae. Gene Ontology annotation, biological process: programmed cell death. The transcript is spliced from 6 exons. Gene Ontology annotation, cellular component: cytoplasm.
CAUGAAAAGGAACAGCCUGAAGAAGCAUAGCUGUGAUUAUGAAAGGGGAUACCGGGUUCUUGCAUGCCCUACAAACACCUACUUCAUUUUGUCUGUUUAUAUAAAUACUCUAUCCAAAGAUCUGAGAGUGCUUUAGAAUACUAGUCAGUUCUUGCAGUACACUGCUCGGGGAAGUGAUGUUACCACAGCCACAUACAGCAAGUUUCAUAGACUGAGGUUAAUUGCCCGGUAUCACAGAACAGCUAGUGGCAAUGCCAAAAAUAAAUCCAGUUCAGGCAUGCUGCUCAGAUUAAAACAUAAGGAGAAGCAGCAAAGAACAAGAUAUGUCUACUACUGAAGGAAGUAGUAUAGAGAUAACUGUACCAGCUCCCAACAGACAGAUUAGCACGGACAAAGUGAAUUAUAUCACAGCAGACAAAUCUUUGAUUUGUAAUCUUUCUUCUGACAUAGUGGUGCCGCAGCAGCAGCAGCUGCAGUCCUGCAUCCUCAUAUAGGUGGAUGCACAAGCCCACAAAGCUGCCCUUUAACACAGCCACAGCCACUCUUCGAUGCUGGGAAAAAGGAUUUAGCUUUCUGCAAAGGCAAGGCAGCAUUAAACCUACUUUAGGUCAUACUGGCUUGUUUGUUUCUGGAUUUAUUUUCACAAACUAAUAACGAUAGAUGAUGAAAAUAGCUUCAUUGUAUGCAGUAAUCUUUAUGUAACAAAUGACCACUUCUUUUGGCUGAAACGUGCCCGCUUCACAUAGUAAGUUUAAAUGCAAACAAGCAAUCUCAGCAAAAUUCUCCCCAGAGUACUACUUUUGCAUUUCUUCUUUGUAGCUAACAUGUCAUUGCCCAUUAAAAAGACUGCCAGUAGUAUUAGGGCAAUUAUAAAGAAGCAAAAGCUGGGAUUUUUCAUACAGUUUAGCCAGUGAUAGCCAUUUAAUAUCAAAUUAUUAAAAGACAGACUUAUGAAACAGAUUAAGUAGUCUGCACGUCCAUGAACAAAGAUAUGAAAGCUGAAAGGUAAGUCUGUAGAUGAGCGCAUAAAACCAUGACUGGAAUGUACACUGCUUAAUGUCUUCUGUGUUUCGUUUUCAUCAUUAACAUGGCUCUAGUGAGAAGGCAGUGAAGUGGUACAAAGGAGCCAGCUGCGCAACACAUUCCCUUUUCAUCAAGUGAACAGAUGUCGCUUGUAUAAAGGUGAAAGGGGGGUGAUGUCAAUCAAAAGCUAUAGAGAAGCCAGUUGAGCUCUACAUCUUGUAGCCUUUCGUUGUUGUAAUGCUCACACUACAGUGCAGCUUUUAAUACUCUGUUUGCUGGGCAAGUGUCACGCUCUAAUACAGCACCUCCUGGCAGGGGAUCUAUCUUUUAUGUGUACUGUAGCACAGACCAUGAAUAUGUAUUAUCGCCAUCAUUCACUAUUAGUAUUAGUGAGUGUGUGUAUCUGUCUUCCAACUAACCUUUAAAAGUGACCUUGAAAAUAAUUUAGAAGAACCGUAAUGGUAUGUUUUAGGUACUGAUAUAGAAAAGGACAAGAGUGUUUCCAGUGUUUUUACACUUCUUUUUUUCAAAUCCAUUCUAAUUGGUGAAGAAACUUUUCAUGCACAGAAGUCCCAUAUAAGUAAAACAUACAAGUCCAUUAAAAUAACUUACCUCUAGAAGGUUCUUAUUAAAAUGUUCUCCUGAGUCUGCAGAUAGUAGAUUCAGAAGGUUCUGCCUCUACAAGAAGUAAAACAUACUUUAAAUGUGGGGAACUUAAAAACAUUUUAGAACUAGGUUUCUGAUGAGUUGCCUCCUUGAAUUUCUGAGCUUCUAAUUUUGAUAUGGUCUAUUUAUCCUGCUGGCCAGAAAGGUUUCCCUAAGGAACCAGUUCAGUUUCAGACACACAAGAAGUGACUACAUUUUUUUUACUGCUUAACUAAAUUGAGAGCUUAAUAAGGUAAGUGUACACAAAACAAAACUAAAAUAUUGCCAUAUCUAAUUUAAUUGUUCCCCAGUACUGCAUAAUUAAAAUAGCAUUUGUGAACUAAUUAAAAAUUUUCAUUGCACUAGAACUAUAUGAUAAAGAACUCCGACAUGGAAGUAUCUCUGCUGAAGCUAAGUCUACUGAAAACCUCGUAGCAGUUUACUGAUUCGUCACGAGGAAAGGAGAAGGAGCGAGUGUUGAUUUCUUCUCUCCGGUGACCAAUGAUAGGACCCAAGGGAAUGGCAGGAAGAUGUGCCAGGGGAGGUUUAGGUUGGAUAUUAAGAGAAAAUUCUUAAUUCAGAUGAUGGUGGAGCACUGGAACAGGCUCCCUGGAGAGCUAAGCCUAACAAUAUUCAGGAAGCAUUUGGAAAAUGCACUCGGACACAUGGUGUAAAUUUUGGGGUUGUCCUAUGCAAGGAUAGGACUCUAUGAUCCUUGUGGGUCCCUUCCAAGUCAGGUCAUUCUGUGAUUCUAUGAAAACCUUCAUCUUGCUUUAACUUGCUGUUCUUCCCACAACUGUGUGUAACUCCCAUAAAGCUUUGUGAGCAGCAAUCAGUGCAAGCAUUGUGCCAAGUGACCCCCAGACCACAGCAAACUCCUCGUUCAGGAGCUCAGCUUAACAGUGGUACUGCUUUCACACUCAGGAGCUCCAAAGUGGUAGAAGUCGUGGUAUUAAACUAAUUGUUUUUUCUUAUGCAAGAGAGUCUCUAGACAAGCUCAACCUUGACAAGGGGGAAAAAAAAAAGUCUAGUAAAAAAAAUUACAGCAUAUAUGUAAUAAGGAACAUAUUUUGGCCCAUACAUUUUUAUUUUUGUUACCUCCUGAAAUGUGACACGAUCUGUAUUACACAGAUUCUUGCUUUCUAGGGAAAUACUCAUGCCAUUUGCUGGAAAGUUACAGAAUUUAGCAGGCAGUUUUUUCAGUACCAUUUUAUUAUGCUGGAUUUUAGGUGUUAAAUGCUUGCACUUAUUCCCCUGUAAAGAUCUGCAAGUAGAUAUAAAAUAAUUCAAAGGCACUUAAAUUAGAAGUGCCUAAGAAGAUAUUAAACAAAUUAGCAGCAUAAUUUUGCACUGAUUAUGUGGGCUUAACCCUUUCCACUGAAACACCAACUCAAUUUAUCUGUUCAGUUAACUCUUAAAGACUUAUUUUUUCCUCUCAACUGACUGAUUAAUAAUGCUAAGUUGAUGAUAUGGUUGAUUAUGAUGAGAAACAAAUUAAAAUCAGAUCAGUUCAUGUGUACCGCAGAAACAUCAAAAUCGUCUGCAGAUGAUUCUAGAUUUCUAGGUUGAAAUUAGUGAGAUAACUUCAUAUUUUCAGUUCCUUGGGCAAGCCUCUAGCUUGCAUGCACCUUAGAUGAGCCUAUAAAUGCAUCUUUAGAUACCCUGUAAUAACAGGUAUCCAACAUUCCUGCAGGGAUAAUAUAGGAUAACUAUCUAAUAAUAAAACAAAUAUCAUUAUGGAGUUAACUAAAAACUACAAAAAGCAUUCUGCAACUUCAAAGGUUAAAGAGACAGUAAGGCUGUCCUCUAAAUUUUUCUAUUAAAUAGUCUCCAGGUUCAUAUCAAUACGAUGUUAGGAAGAGACACAGUAUUUACAUAUCAAAAUUCUCAGCUAUUUAUAUCACUAGUACUUGCUGCGCUCUUACUACUCCGUGGCGAAGACCCAUUGUGAAGAAACGGAACUCAUCUUGCAUGUGAAGUAAACUCUCUUGCUGUGCACUGCAGGUGAAGAUACCGCAAAGAAACUAUAACACAGAGCUGAAAAAGCUACCUUGAAGCUGCUCCCCGUGUUGAAGCUCAUGGUGUUGUUAGGCAAGCUUACAGGCACCUUCAGUCUGUGGGGACAGACAACUCACAAAAGAAGGAGAACAGAGUGUGGUUGGUAGCAUCAGAGACCAGAGUUAAGCUAGAGUUAUAGGGACAGGAAAAUAAACAAAACCCCCACAAAAGUAGCUCAUUAUGUCUUUACAUCACUUUGUAUUUUUUCUUGCAUGGAAUUCCACUUUCCAACUAUAGAUGAACCUGCUCUGCGGAUGAAUCAGCAAAUGAAGGUUCUGCCAGUAAGAGUCUUCAGAUGCUUUUUUUUUUUUUUAACGAAUGAGGUUCAGAGAGUAUAGAAUUAGAGACAGGAGGAGUAACACAAAGAAAGUGUGUUCUCAUGACUGAGAAAAUUGGGAAACUGGAGGAAUAAUUUUAUCUCUGGCACCAACAGUGAGUUUGUAUAUGAUUCCCGGGGCGAGGGCUCACUUAAGAACAAAGGUCAUCACAGAAAGAUAUGAGGCAAAUGGGGGGAUUUUUUGAUCAUAUUUUUUCAUUUGUUCUUUGAAAAUGUACCUGGGUCAUGGUAAGGGUUCAAGUCUGACUUCAUUCCAGUAAUGCAUAACGGUGGGAUAAGAUCAGGCUAGAAAAGUCCUUUGUUCUUCCAUGAAGGAUCCUGCUUGGUGAAGGGAGUUGGAAUGCCUUGUCACUAUUGUUAUGUGGGGUCUGGAAGGUUACAGCCCUGGCAUUCCCCAAAGGUAGCUCUGAAUUCUCAUGUGAGCAAGCUCAACUUGGUAAGACAAGGCAGGAUUUUUUUUCAUUCAGAUGCUGACUCAGGCGUAACAUCUACAUAGAGUGUUUUUCAUAUUGGUUACACAAAAUCGGAGAGCACAAGGGCUGUGGAAAUGCUGGAAGUUUGUAAGUACGCUAGUGUGCCAAGUACAAAAGUGACUGGUACUGGAAGGGCAGCAGAAAUAUCUUAGAUUUCUUCACUUGAGUGCACAAAAUUAGUGUGUGUUUGUGAACACAGCAGUAUUAAUGUAGUUGCAUUGCUGUUCUCUGAGUGGCUUGCAGGUGAUACAAAUAGCUGCUGCAGGAUUUAUGGUGGAUUAUUGGCUGAGUAACAGGAGUACCGUGUAAACAUGUCAAAUGUAACUAUCCGUUACCAAAAUUAGUGCUGGGAUAAGAUUGAGUAUGAUCUACUGACCACAUGGGAAGCAAAAGAAACACAAAUAAAUGUUGAAUAAACAAUGCCAGCUGAGCUUAAUAACCCGUAGAAAAAACAGUGUCCUGUCAAACAGUUAUUAAAUUUAAAAAAAUCUAAAUCAAGACUAAAUGGGCAAUUUUAGUUUAAUAAUUUCCUUAGUUUUUCUCCCCUUUAAAACCUUUUAAGUUCUGUUAAGGUAUCCUCAUUUAGUAAAUACAUACAGGAUUUUUUUUUGUUAGUGUGGUGUAAGAUGAAUUAUGGUAUAACUGAAUUGCAGCAUUUCACACGAUUUCAGUUCAAAGUCUAUAUAUAACUAGCUUUGAUUUUUCAGCACCAUCUAGAAAUACCAGAAAGCUCUGGCAGCCUUUCCUUUAACCUUAGAUAGCUGAGGUAAUAUAAUUCUCUUUUUGCCUUUUUAUUUGGCUUCCUGAUACUCUGAACAUUUAAAAAUGGUUAUGCAAUAUUGGAAGGAACUAAACUGAAACGUGAAAUUAUUAAAUAAGUGAUCAUAUUAUAAAAAUAGUCCUUAAAAUGCUUUCACAUGAAAAACCUACUUCAGAAAAAAAGUGCCAAAUAAGCAAAAGUUUUUACCUGGCAGUCAGGAAUGAUAUUUAUAUAAAGUGUAGCUUUACGAGCCUGUAAACCUACUGUAUGUGUGAAAGGAGUCCUUGGAAGACGUGCUACGAUUUUUACAGUUGUAUGCUCACCGUUCCUACAAGAAAAUCAAGCCCUCGUUUACAUGAGCGUGGAUCAGCUCCGUCUGCCUCCCGCACAGAUCCUCUACGGCGCUGUCUACUGUCUUUUUUUGCCUUUACAAUUCUAGGUCUUUUUACACUGGUGUUUUCCGUUCUUGGAUUCUUGAGCUGCACCUUAAUCCUAUAUCAAUAAUCUCACUUCUUUCUGCAAUUUUACUUCUAUUUUUUUUGCAUAAUUCUCACAAUUUAGUGAUUUUUUCAGUAGUCUGAGCCAAAUACACGCAGCUGGCCCAGCUCAAAACUAGCCCUUGGGUCACAGACAGCUGAGUCCAUGGGAGAAGAAAUGAAAGCUGCUUCUGCCUGCCCCCUGCUCCCAGCCAUCUCUCAUCUCUCACGUUGGCCCAGUUGUUUAUGAAGAUCUGCACACCACUUACUCCCAGGUGGGUGUUCACAAGUAGGUGAUGUAACUGCUACUGAAAGGCGAUACCCUCCCAGCAGACCUACCAGCUUUCACAAACGUGUAAUUCAGGCGAUCUCCCAGAGCACAUCGGGGCUGAUUUGUUGGUUGUUCGUAAAACACUAGAAUUCAGCUGCAGCUGGGUUCCAAUAAUACAAAAGUAAUACAUCAGUAACCCCUAACAGGAAGUUAAGCGUUACAGAAUUUACUGUCUUCUAUUUCUAAGAUUGUAAUUUUUUUUUUUUUUUGGUUGUUUUUCAAACAGUGGCAUUAAACUGCCAAGGAAAGGGCAACAAUUUCCCUAUCAGUUUACACUGGUAAUUAAUUAUUCAUCAUACAGAAUUAGAGAGCUUAACUGAAGGUCUUUGAGAGAAGUCUCCAGCAAUACACUAUAGAAGCUUGGUAGCUAAGAUCCAAAAAUAUGACUUGAUCUAAAAAAACAGUUUGACAGCUUUAUUUUUUUUGAAAAAACAUGUUAAUUUGUUUGAAAGACCAUUGUAAAAGGAAUUGAACAUGGGCUUGACGUCUGGAAGUUACACUUGAUACAGGGCUUUUUAAUAUUAUCAUUACUGUCAUAAUAUGUUUGCUGCUGCAACCAAAAAUUUCGUUAAACAGGUUGGUGAUGGAGGAAGACUAAUUCCAGUGCCCAGUCUCAGUGAAGCUGAUAAAUACCAACCUCUGAGCCUUGUGAUUAAGAAAAGAAAAUGUUCUCUUUCAAAAAAAUCUAAAUUUGCUUCAACACCUUUCACGUUAAAAGACAUUCUUCUAGGGGAGAAAGAAAUUUCUGCAGGUGUCUCAUCUUACCAGUUGCUCAACUAUGAAGACAAAUCAGAUGUUUCACUUAAUGGUAGAAGAGGAAAUCAGAUAAUGAAUGAUGUUGGUUUUGAUGUUGCUGGAUCAGAUUCUGUUGCCUUUAAAGCUUCAUUUGGCAUAGUGACCAAACAUGAGGUUGAAGUACCAACAUUACUUAAAGAACUUACCACAAGAAAAAUAAACUUUGAUCAUUGUCUCGUCCAUCAAUCAAGAAAAAGUAGGAUGGAGAUUUUGUGUGUGGUCAUGGAAAGUAUUAGAACCACAAGACAGUGCUCAUUAACAGUCCAUACUGGAAUGCGUGGAGAAGCAAUGAGGUUUCACAUUAUUGAAGAUCAGAAUUCUAAAGGGCGGGACAAAGCCAUUGUUUUUCCUGCACAUACAACAAUUGCUUUUAGUGUAUUUGAACUUUAUAUUCAUUUGGAUGGUAAUUUCGAACUCUGUGUGACUCCAAUUUCAAAAGGAGGAUUUGAAAAAGAGAAAUCUGGAUCGUCUUCACUGACCAAACUAAGGAUGUUAAAGAGUAAUCUGCUUCAUCGAAAUAAAAGAGUAGUGGAUAUCGUUCCUACCUCUGAUGCUUACAUGGAGGACCUUUUUACAGAUUAUUACGAAAAAGCCGCGAGCAUGACUGAUCUUUCCACAAGCUAUCUAAGAGAAGGGUCUCAUAUCCGAAUUAAUUUACUUAAUAACAACAUUCCCAAAGGUCCCUGUGUGCUUUGUGGAAUGGGAAGUUCUAAAAGGGAAACAGUCUAUGGAUGCCUAGAGUGUUCUUUUAAUGGACAAAAGUAUGUACGACUACACGCUGUGCCCUGUUUUGACCUCUGGCAUAAGAGAGUAAAAUAACCAAGCUUGGUAAGUGCCUGUUGUCACAGACAUGGUCAUAACUGUGCCACAAACUUUUUAGAAUAUAACUCAAAUUGUUGAAAUUCAAACUAGUGAAAGUGCAAAAUAUUUUAUUACCUUAUUAUGUUCAAAUUGUUCCUUCAGUGACCUUUUACUUGAAAAUGCCCUCAUGCAUUCCCUGACGUUGUUUUUCUUCUUUCUAGGACCUUCUCAUUAUCACAAUAAUGAAAAAUAUACUUUUAAACUGAAUUUUCAUAUCAAAAUACGUGCUAGAACUUACUUGGAGUCGUUUACACAAAUUUGUUGCUAAAUCUUGAAAUGUUGCUUUAUCUAGACUGGCAUACCAUGGUAAAAUGAGAAUAUUUGUUAAUAAUUUAGUGUUCUCAUGAAUGUUUAAUUGACAUAUCGGAUUAAAAAACAUGGUAAAACUUAGCUCAGUCUAAUGUUUCAUUUACAAAAGGGAACAGCUAAAACUAGGGAUAAGCAUUUCACAUUAGGAUGCCAUUACCAUAUGUCAACAGUUUGUUAAGAUUACUAAAAAGUACCAGUCAGUCCCCUUUCUGCAUUUGGUUUUUAGGUCACAGGUGCUCUUGACUUCCUUUUAUGUGUUCAGAAAAAAUUGUUUAGCAGAAAAUGUUUUGGAAGCA